This is a messenger RNA of Lathyrus oleraceus (garden pea), 608 nucleotides long. Its product is annotated as putative ATP synthase protein YMF19. The transcript has a single exon. The coding region runs from base 126 to 608 and encodes 160 amino acids. Lineage: Eukaryota; Viridiplantae; Streptophyta; Magnoliopsida; Fabales; Fabaceae. The record is from RefSeq and is a predicted model, not a curated record. Gene Ontology annotation, cellular component: mitochondrion; membrane.
UUUUGUCUGUGAAUCUUUCUCCCAUGCAUAAUUUGUUGGUCAACAACCACAACUCAAUAGAAUGAAUUCUUUAAGACUCCGGACUCUCUUUUUGUCUGGAGGGAAUCAUUGUUUCUCAAUCAAUCAUGCCUCAACUGGAUAAAUUGACUUAUUUCACACAAUUUUUCUGGUCAUGCCUUUUCCUCUUUACUUUCUAUAUUCCCAUAUGCAAUGAUGGAGAUGGAGUACUUGGGAUCAGUAGAAUUCUAAAACUAUGGAGCCAACAGGUUUCAAACCGGGGGAACAAAAUCCGGAGCAAUGACCCCAACAGUUUGGAAGAUAUCUUUAGAAAAGGUUUUAACACUGAUGUAUCCUAUAUGUACUCUAGUUUAUUCGAAGUAUCCCAAUGGUGUAACGUCGCCGACUUAUUGGGAAAUAGGAGGAAAAUCACUUUUAUUUCUUUUUUCGGAGAAAUAAGUGGCUCACGAGGAAUGGAAAGAAACAUCUUAUAUUUGAUCUCGAAGUCCUCAUAUGGCGCUUCUUCUUCAAAUCUUGGAUGGGUGAUCACUUGUAGGAAUGACAUAAUUCUAAUCCAUGUUCCACACGGCCAAGGAAGAAUAAAAAAAUAA